AUUCUCUGAACUCAUCUCUUGAAAACAUUCAAGAUCGAUCAAAUCUUUCUCGAUCAAAAUAAGAAAAAAUCAUUUGAGAAACACAUGUUUACGAUUAUUUGAUAUUUUAUUCCAGGAUCAGAUAUUUGCUUUUCUUUUGGGGGACAAAAAAAAGAUGGAAACUAUUGGUGGGUUUCACAAGGAAGAUGAUGAGCAGAUGGAUUUGCCUCCUGGUUUUAGGUUUCAUCCAACAGACGAAGAAAUUAUAACCCACUAUCUACACAAGAAGGUUCUCGACAAAGAUUUCUCGGCUAAAGCUAUUGGCGAGGUGGACUUGAACAAAGCUGAACCAUGGGAGUUGCCGUAUAAAGCAAAAACGGGUGAGAAAGAAUGGUACUUCUUCUGUGCGAGGGAUAGAAAGUAUCCAACCGGUCUGAGGACUAACCGGGCAACUCAAGCCGGUUAUUGGAAGGCAACCGGGAAGGAUAAGGAGAUUUUCCGAGGAAAAUCGCUUGUUGGUAUGAAGAAAACACUUGUUUUCUACAAAGGAAGAGCUCCAAAAGGCUUGAAAACAAACUGGGUGAUGCAUGAGUAUAGGCUUGAUGGGAAACUCUCUGCACACAACUUGCCCAAUACCGCUAAGAAUGAGUGGGUGAUAUGCAGAGUGUUUCAUAAAACCGAUGGAGGCAAGAAGAUCCCACUUUCGGCUUUAAUCCAAAUUGGUUCGUAUGGAGGGUCCAAUUUACCACCUUUAACCGAUUCUUUACCAUACAAUGAUGUAACCAAGACCGAACCGGUUUACGUGCCCUGCUUCUCCAACCAAACUGAGACCAGAGGAACACUACUCAGUUACUUCAGCAACUCCGCACUUUGCUCGAUUCCACUCUACCAACCUCAAUCUCUCCAGGUUUUCGAGAAUCUACAGACUACUCAUCAGAUUCUUACUCAAGAACACUCCGUUUCUCAUCAAGAAGUUCCUUCUUCCUCCGCCGGUCCGGUUGAUCUUGAAUCUUUCUGGAGUUACUGAAGAUACAUAAUUUAUAGCGUGGUGUUGCUAAGUUUGUAUAGAUUGUUUAUAUCAAUACUUCCACUCCUAAUGUUUUUUCUAUUAUUAUACUCAACUGAAAUUUACUACUAGAGAUUGGAUAGAAAGGAGGAGAAGCAUCAAA
Brassica oleracea var. oleracea is the source of this 1148-nucleotide messenger RNA. RefSeq names its product NAC domain-containing protein 100. Gene Ontology annotation, molecular function: DNA binding. Lineage: Eukaryota; Viridiplantae; Streptophyta; Magnoliopsida; Brassicales; Brassicaceae. Bases 155 to 1006 code for a protein of 283 amino acids. The transcript has 3 exons. The record is from RefSeq and is a predicted model, not a curated record. Gene Ontology annotation, biological process: regulation of DNA-templated transcription.